Aspergillus puulaauensis is the source of this 1830-nucleotide messenger RNA. RefSeq names its product gamma-glutamyltransferase family protein. The coding region runs from base 1 to 1830 and encodes 609 amino acids. Lineage: Eukaryota; Fungi; Ascomycota; Eurotiomycetes; Eurotiales; Aspergillaceae. The record is from RefSeq and is a predicted model, not a curated record. The transcript is spliced from 4 exons.
AUGCCGCUUAAUUCGAGAGCCGUCUAUUCCCGACAGAACGCUGACUUUGCUCCGUUUUCGAGUCGGAGAAGUACCGUGCAUAGUACAAAUGGCAUUGUCACAUGCACGCAGCCUCUUGCGGCCGCAGCAGGGCAAAAGAUUUUGAGUCAGGGUGGAAAUGCUGCAGAUGCAGCGGUGGCAGUUGCUGCCGCACUGAAUGUCACAGAGCCCUCUUCUACCGGAAUCGGAGGAGAUAUGUUCUGCCUCUACUAUGAUGCGAAGACAAAGAAGAUUAGUUCGCUCAAUGGCUCAGGCCGGUAUCCUUCCAAUGUGACUCUGGACAAGAUCAGAGCAGACCUGAAGGCUGGCCCGGAUGAAGCAGGAGGAAUCCCCAUGAACAGUGUUCUCGCAGUUACAACACCUGGAGCAGCUGCCGGGUGGGUUGACACCGUCGAGAAGUUCGGCAGUGGCAAUGUUUCCUUACAGCAGAUUCUCCAACCAGCCAUUGAUCUUGCAGAGGAAGGCUUUCCUGUAUCCGAAUUAGCAUCAUUUUUCUGGCAAGAAAGUGAGAAUCUCCUCUGGAAAGCAUCUCCAAAUGCGCACGAGAUCCUCAAAGCCGAUUCUAAAGCCAAAGAUGGCUUUAGAAGCCCUCUCCCCGGCGAAAUCCUCAAGAACCCAACAAUGGCACAAACCUUCCGCGCCCUCGCCGCAGAAGGCAAAAAGGGUUUCUACGAAGGCCGCGUAGCUCAGGAAAUCGUCAAAGUCGUCCAAGACCUCGGCGGUUACUUGACCCUCGACGAUCUCAAAUCCCACUCCUCCACUGGCACCCAAGAAACAGAGGCCAUUUCGCUCAAGUUCAGCGGCCAAGACAUCACAAGCAAGCAGACGGCCGGCACAGACGACCCAGACGGCAAGUCCAACCAGGGCGUCGAGAUCUGGGAACACCCUCCCAACGGGCAGGGCAUCGUCGCCCUUAUCGCCCUAGGCAUCCUCCAGGAACUCGAGAAGACAGGCAAAAUUCCCUCCUUCACUGAAUCCCAACACAACAGCGCCGAAUACCUGCACGCCGUCAUCGAAUCCCUCCGCAUCGCCUUCGCAGACGCCUCAUGGUGGGUUACAGACCCCGAUGUGGAAACCGUGCCCACAAAGGACCUCCUCAACCCUUCAUACCUAGCCGAACGCGCCAAACUCUUCAGCCCAACCAAAGCAACCGACAUCCUGGACCACGGCAGCCCCGCCCACAACCACUGCGACACCGUGUACUUCGCCGUAACCGACAAAGCCGGCAACGGCAUCUCCUUCAUAAACUCCAACUACGCCGGGUUCGGAUCCGGCAUUAUCCCCAAGGGGUGCGGGUUCACGCUCCAGAACCGCGGCGCCAAUUUCUCGCUUUCCACGGGCCACCCCAACAUCCUUGCGCCGGGGAAGAGACCCUACCAUACCAUUAUCCCGGCUAUGAUUACCAAUGCCUCGGACGGCAGCCUGCACUCAGUCUACGGGGUCAUGGGUGGCUUCAUGCAGCCGCAGGGCCACGUGCAGGUUCUGUUGAAUAUGCUUGCAUUUAACUACCACCCGCAGGCGGCGCUGGACUCGCCGCGGGUGUGUAUUGCGGCGGGCAACCCGGAGCUGGGGAAGGUGCUGGAUCGCACGGUUUAUGUUGAGGAGGGGAUUAGUGACGAGGCGGUUGAGGGGCUGAAGAAGCUAGGGCAUAAGGUGAAGGUGUUGAAGGGGUGGGAGAGGGGGAUGUUUGGUCGCGGACAGAUUAUUCGGUGCCAUCAUGAUGAUGGGCGGUUGGUGUAUAGUGCCGGGAGUGAUAUGAGGGGCGAUGGGAUGGCGGUUCCGGUUGUUUGA